AUGAAACAUCCAGUCUCAUCCCCUCUGAUCAUCAACUUGCCGCCUUUUCCGGUCCAAGACAUCGACCAUGUAGACAGCUACCUGCCCGGCUUCCUACACCGCUUCCCAAGUGCUACUAUCCACUACCGGUGGACGAACUCGCAAGAGGACUCCACGCCUCAUGUCGAAGCCAACGAGCCCGCCACCGAAGCCGAGUCGGCUGAGCUCUUGUCCAGGUUGACCCCUCUCCACUGGCCUACGCCCAUCCAUGAUACCCUGUUUGCAUACGAGUUCCUCAUUGAACAUUUGUCCCCGCCCCCCGACGAAACCACCGGAAGCAGGUUGCAGCGCCGGCCUGUAUAUGUCUACGGCUCAUAUUUAGGUGCCAGCCUGGCUUCCUCGCUGGCCCUGACCGAGUCUCACACACACCAGCCCAUGGCUAUACGAGGCCUGUUGGCGUUCAAUGGAAUCUUCAACUGGACUACCCUUCUCCCGGACCACCCCAACAACAAGCUCAUGCUGGACGAGCUGCUCGACAUAGACAAUUUGGAUGGGAAUGAUACAGACAUCCGCUUCAUGAAAGACCUCAUGCCAUCACACUUCGACCAGCCCGUCAACCUCUUCGACCCCUUCGCCAGCCCUGUGCUCUUUUUCCACACGGCAGGCAUGCUGGUCCCCACGAGCUUCACAGAGCGUUCAUCGCCAAACAUGCCCCAAGGGUUCAUUGACGCCGUGGACCAGCUCUCCGGACUGACCAGCACAUCGAGCGCCGAAGACCCGUACGACCAGGCCUACGUCUACUCCGACCCCGAAGACCCGCCGCCGCCGACACCCUACGAGGACAUAGAAACAGACCUAGGAAUAGACACGGGGACAGAGGACACAAACACAGACACCAGCUCCUCGGCCGACAGCAGCCUCGCGCCCGACCCCAAGCCCCCGCGCAGGGGCUACGUGGCCUUCCCCCCGCGCGCAUCCUCCCUGAAAAUACCAGACACCCUCCUCAUGCACACCACGCCCCCGCCGGGCCCGACGGUCCCGGGCUCCGUCCAGGGUCAGCGGCGGCGCCUGGCGCUGUGGAAGCGGCUCAAGGGCGCCGAGAACAACUUCGGGGCCCAGGCGCUGGGGCUGGCCGGCCUCAUGCGCCGCAGCGUCAACCUGUACGAGCUGCGCGAGCGCGCAAAGUGGGACGUCGAGUUCGCCGGCUGGGACACCGAGGCUCUGAGGAGGGUGCAGGUCCACGACGUUGGGGCUGGUGAGAAGGCAGCAGGCGGGUUCGGCCUGGGCGGGCAGGGCGAGGAGAUCGCGGCGCGCUGGUUGGGGAGUAGGUUGGGCUGA
Molecule: messenger RNA, 1317 nt
Organism: Diaporthe citri
Lineage: Eukaryota; Fungi; Ascomycota; Sordariomycetes; Diaporthales; Diaporthaceae
Exons: 1
Coding region: 1-1317 (438 amino acids)
Source: RefSeq, a predicted model, not a curated record